This is a messenger RNA of Solanum dulcamara, 13489 nucleotides long. Its product is annotated as V-type proton ATPase 16 kDa proteolipid subunit-like. The transcript has 3 exons. The record is from RefSeq and is a predicted model, not a curated record. NCBI's taxonomy places the organism in Eukaryota, Viridiplantae, Streptophyta, Magnoliopsida, Solanales, Solanaceae. Gene Ontology annotation, biological process: proton transmembrane transport. The coding region runs from base 8641 to 9012 and encodes 123 amino acids. Gene Ontology annotation, cellular component: proton-transporting V-type ATPase, V0 domain. Gene Ontology annotation, molecular function: proton-transporting ATPase activity, rotational mechanism.
UUUCAGGCAUGCUUCUAGUACCAACUCGCCCCUCCUCCUGAGAAAACGCAUUUUAUUCCAAGCAGCCUAAUGAUAAUUAUUUUUAUUCUCUGAGGAUCCAUAGAAAAAGUUGGAGAAAUAUUUCUUAAUUAGUUUCAGAGUUUCCUUUGGGGGACUUAAAGCAGAUAAAGUAUAAAUAAGGAUGGAUUAAAGAACAUGUUUAACGAGAACAAUCUUACCGCCUGAAGAUAAUAAGUUACCCUGCCAACUGCUUAGUCUAUUUUUUCAAUCAUGUGAUCAAAGUAAAUAAUUUUUUUCUGCCAAUAAAGACGGGACAACCAAGUUAAUUAGAAGGAAAUUCUUUAUCCAUAAAACUAGUAGCUUGUCUCAUUCUAUUAAUCCUACUAGCAGAUGUCUUAGGAGCGGUAAUAAAAAAAACUUUUAUCGUUGUUCACUAAUUGACCAGAAGCACUUUCAUAAUCCUUGAUGUAUUUCAUAACAUGUCUUAUCGAUCUAUUAUUUCCACUUGUUAAAAAUCAAGAUAUCAUCAGCGUAAGCCAAGUGAUUGAUAAAAGGUCUUUUAUUGUUCAUAGAGAAAAGGGUGAAUUUGGGGUUAUUUUCAAGGUUGUUGAGCAUUCUAGAUAGAAUCUCGACUCCUAGAAUAAGCAAGGAAGGUGAAAGAGGAUCUUCUUAUUUCAAACCUUGUGAGGCGGUAAAGAAACCAUGUCUAGAUCCAUUAAUAACAAUAGAAUACCAAACAUUUUUUAAAAGCUUCUCAAUCCAUCCAUCCCAAGUCUGACAGAAACCAAAUUUUGUUAAAACAAAAGUUAAGAAAGGUCACGACAUUCUAUCAUAAGCUUUAGCCAUGUCAAGCUUAAGAAUCAUGUUUUCACAGUGUUAUGAUUCUUAAUAUCUUGAAUGAUCUCCUGAGUCAAUAAAACAUUUUCAGUUAUGAGCCUACCUUUAAUAAAACCACUUUGAUUCCCAAAGACCAAAGUAUUCAAGAAAAGGUUAAGUCUAGUAGCAAUAAUUUUGGAGAUGAUCUUGUUGGAGAAAUUAGAGAGACUAAUAGGUCUCAUAUCAUAAAAUGUCUUAGGGGAAAAGGUCUUGGGAAUGAGGAUUAGACAUGUAUGAGUGAAAAAAAUUGUCAGAUUACUACCAUUGAAGAAGUAUGGCAUAAAAUCAACAAUAUCUUCCUUGAGAAUAUUCCAACAGUGGUGACACAACUUACCAUUGUUACCAUCUGGCCCAACAACACUGUCAGGAGAUAUACUAAAAACAGCUUCUUUAAUUUCAUUUUUAUUAGGAAUGGAAGUAAGAAAUAGACUAUCAGAAUCAGAGAUACAACUAGAAUGUGUUUAAGGACCAUACCUUUGUUGUUAGACCUUUGUAAGUUGAAGAUUUAUUUGAAAUGUCUUAUUGCAGCUUUGGCCACUUUGUCAUUACCCUGCACCCACUUACCUUUAUGGUUAUGGAUCUUUUGAAUGUGUAUUCUCCUCCUUUUAUUUUUCACAAUGGCAUGGAAGUAUUUGGUAUUUUUGUCACCUUUCUCAAACCACUUUAUUUGAGACUUUUUCUUUAGCAAAUUAUCUUGUAUGCUCAGCCGUCUGGUGUACUCACUGUGAGCCUUGUUGAAAUCCUCUCUACCUAGCUCUGAGUUGUACACUAGAUCCAAAUCCUCAAGUUCUUGAACUUUAGUUUUCCAUUGAUUGACUUGAUCAUAAAUAUUUACAAGAGAUUCAAUUAGACCAUUGCUAAGCUUUUUACUCAAGAGCUUAACUUUAAACUGAAGUCUCCACAUAAGAUUACCCUAAAUUGGCGUGUGCCAAAUGGUUUGCACAGUUUCCAAGAAAUCAGGUUGAUUAACCCAUAGGUUAAGGAACCUAAAAUAUUUGAUAUGAUUUUGUUGAUCAUUAGAGUUUUUCAUAAGCAAGGGUUUGUGGUCAGAACCACUUCUAGCUAGAUUUUUAAUGUAUUUAUUUUGAAAUAUAGAGUCCCACUCAUUGUUAACAAGUACCCUAUCAAGCCUUUUCCAGAUUCUUUUACAGGCCCUCUAUUGUUGCACCAAGUGUAUUUUGAGCCACAGAAAUCAAUGUCAAUCAUCCCAUAAUUAUUCAUGCAGCUGAUAAAAUCUAGACUCUUGUAAGUUCUAUGGAGAUUGCUUCCCUUUUUUUCAUCUGAAUUCAUGAUUACAGUGAAGUCUCCUUCAAUGCAUCAAGGACCUUUAAUGUUCAAAGCCAAAGUUCCAAUACUAUUUCAGAGCUCCUUUCUCUCCGUGGUAGUGUACUUUACAUAAAUUGUCGUGACAUUGAGGUCUUUAUCAAUGUUGUUGAUGUUAAAUUUCAAGGUAAUUUAUUGAUCAUCAUCAAUGAUAGUAUCAUCAUGAUCUAUGAAGGAUCAAAAAAGGCAAAUUUUUCCAUUAUUGUUAGCCAAGCAUUUUUCAAAACCUAUAAAUUUUUUGUAACCUUCAAUUUUAUUUCUAUCCACAAGAGGCUCCAUUAUAGCUUCAAAAACAGGACUGUUAAUGUUGACUAGAAGUCUCAAUCUAUGGAUGGGCUUUUUAGAUCUUGCUCCUCUAAUAUUCAAAAAUAUGGACUUGAUCAUUGGAAGGUUUAGGGAGGAAGCUAGUUUGAGUUCCUUCUUUUUGAGGGAGGUACUGAUUUGUUCUGCUGUUUUUUAACAAUUCUUAAUUCUACUUAUGUUUCUUCCCACAGUAGAUAAGUCAUUUUUGUCACUGACUUCCUUUAGAUAUGCCUGGGCAGGGUCAUCUUCUUGGUUGGUAUUCUCUAUAGAAGUUUCCAUAUCACCAUGUUGCAUUUCAUUUGUAUCCUUCUUAUAUAAUAGUUUGUGAUUAUUCACUUGAGUGUUGUCAUUGCAUUCAUUUAAGUCCACAUACAAAGAAAGUCUCUUUUGAUUCUUAAUCUCAGUAGGGAUACUUUUUAAGACUUCUUCUUCAGAUAAAACAUCCUUAUUCACUUCACCAUGUUGAUUUUCCUUAUCAGUACCUUUUCGGCUUUGAUUGUGCUACCCUUUUUCACAACUUGAUUCCAAAAGUUUAUUGUCUUGAUUGUUAGAAUAGUUUUUGUUCUUUUUGUCAUCCUGUUGAGUUUCUUGUAUAUCCAGAUUCUUAUUAUCCUUACUGCUAAGGGGCUUUUCACCUGUGUUGUUGAUACUAGAUUCUUCCUUGAGAGAAUUGUUACUUGCCAUAUUUUUUUUUGGUAUUCUUCAUGCUAUUUUCCCGUGAAUGAACAUGUUUAAAUUUGUCUGUCCUUUUAUUUUUGGGCAUCUUUUUCUUUUUAUUUUUCCCAAGUCUACUGGUCAUUCUUUUUUUUUUAUCCUUCUCAUGGGUAGCAUCUGCCUCCUGUUGAUUUGCAGGACUUUGUAAUUCAUAGUUGCUAUCUCCAGUAACAUUAUUUUCCCCAUGUUCCUCACUAUCUCCAUUGCCUUUGUUUGCCUUUUUUCCCUUAUUGUUAUCUUCUGUUUUAUUUUUCGUAGGCUCAACUUUGUGUUUAAUAUCCACCUCUUUGUUCUUGACCUUGCUACACUGAAGUAUAUUGUGCCCUAGAAGUUUGCAGUGCCUACAAAAUUUGGAAACAUUUUCAUACUUAAACUUUUGAGUAUAACCUUUAAGAGGGUUGUUUUCAUCUUUCAGUUUGACCCAAGCCGAGUUUAAUUUUGGUCUAGUUAGGUCAACUUCAACCUUUACCUUAGCCAUGCUUGAUCUCGUUUUGUGAUCAGUUGCUACGUCCAUAGAUAGAGGUGUUCCCACAGGCCCAACAAUUUAUUUUAUGUAGUUUCAUGUGUGGAAAUGAAAUGGGAGUACAGGUAGUAGUACCCAAAUGGGAACUAUCAGUGAAUCCUCUUCCGGUUUAAAGUCCAGCGCCUACUUCUCAAGCCACAUCAGUUCUCCCUUAAUUUUAAUAGAUCUCCGAAACCAGACACUUCUAAAGUCAUCUUUAUAGUAAAAUCAAGGAAAACAGUUCAGAAAUCAUAAACCCCAAUCUUAACAUUACCUUUUGUGGAGAUUUUUUCUGCAAACUUUGAGCGUAUCUUGUCUAUUUGAGGUUGAGUCGUUAGGAAUUUUCCAACUAAUGUGAAUUUACAUUCAUCCGCCAUAACUCCUUAGUAAUCGAAAGCUAUAAAGAUAACGGUCGGUAUUCCAUUAUGAGCAGAGUAGCGAGCUUUCACCGCUGGAUCCCCAUAUCUAUUAAUUUUUUGGCUUAAGGUUGCAGGGGUUUGAAUAGCUUCUGGGUAGUUUGAUUUUUGGAUAUUCACCUCCUCUUCUCCUUGAUUAAUGAUACCCACCACACUUUGAUCAGGGAGAUGCGCCGACGAAGAGACCAUCGGAGUCCCCAUCUCUGGGUGUGUGGUCCCCCAUCGCUCAUAAAGGGUGAAAAAAGGACCGUUGUAGCAAUGUAACGUAUGUGUAAGGAGAGGUUUUUUUACUAAUGGAGUAAGUACACCAUUUCUCUCUUACUCUUUCAAAUUGAGGACAUGGCCCAGGGUGUGGAAGAGAUUGGAUAGGGGUAUGGUGAAUGACAAAUUGUUGGAAACCAUGCCACAAACCACUAUCUCACACUUGCCAUCUGUGGAUCUGACCAUAAUCCUUUACUUUAGGAACUUAUUGUGAAAUGGAAAGACAAUGUAAGAUACUUCAAAUUUUUGCAUUGUUCGAUUCAAAAUGAUAGUUUUAUGGAAACUUUGAAUAGCAGAGAGACAUUUGGCAAUCCCAUGUGGUGUCUACAUCAGAAAAUGAAAAGAUUGGCUUCUACUCUUAGCACUUGGUCCAAAAAUAAAUAUGGGAAUAUAUUUGCUAUGUGAAGAAUUUUGAAGAAAGGGUCAAACAUGCUGAAGAAGAAGUUAUCAAUAUCAACUCUAACGAUAAUAGAGCUAAAUUAUAUCAGAUUAAUGUUGAAUAUAUUAGAUAUAUGAAGUUGGAAGAAUCUAUACUCAAGCAAAAAAGUCAACUCCAUUGGUUUCAAGAGGGAGAUGCUAACUCCAAGUACUUCCAUACACUGAUGAAAGGCAGAAGAAGAAAAUUAUUCAUCCAUCAAAUUUGUAAAAAAAUGAUGUCUGGGUCCAAGGGAAUGAAAAUAUUGCCAAAGCAGCCUGUGAACACUUUCAACAUAUUUUUAUUAGUCAUGAGAAUAAGAUCAAUGAAGAAGUUUUGCUAAAAAUUUACAAAAGAGUUACUCCUGAACAAAAUCAGAUUCUCUAAGUUAUGCCUAACACUGAAGAACUGAAACAAGUUGUGUUCUCAAUGAUUCCCAGCUCUGUAGCAAGCCCUGAUAGCAUGAGUGGAAUUUUUUUUCAUGUUUGCUGGGAUAUCAUCAAGAUGGAUCUACUAGCUGUUGUACAGUCCUUCUUUUGUGGUCAUAUAAUGCCUAAGUUUAUGACUCAUGCAUGCCUAGUUCUUCUUCCUAAGGUUGAACAUCCCAAUUAGCUCAAAGAAUUUAGACCUAUCAGUCUAAGUAAUUUCAUAAACAAGAUCACCUCCAAAGUUCUUUAUCUCGAAUUAGCCCCUAUUUUACCUGAUCUUAUAUCUUUCAAUCAGUCUGAAUUUGUUAGAGGAAGAAGUAUUUCUAAAAAUAUAAUGCUUGCACAGGAAAUUAUUCAUGGUAUCAGAAAGCCUAAGGAUGGGAACAAUGUUGUCAUUAAGUUAGAUAUAGCCAAGGGCCUAUGAUAGGGAGUCUUGAUCCUUCAAUUGCAUAGUUCCGUGGAAAAUGGGGUUUGGUGAGAUGUUUAUUAACAUGAUGUGGAGAAUAAUGAACAAUAACUGGUACUCCAUCAUUAUCAAUGGAAUAAGGCAUGGAUUCUUUUAUUCUACCAGAGGGCCCAAACAAAAGGAUCCUCUAUCCCCUGCAUUGUUUAUAUUGGGUGUUGAGGUCCUUUCUAGAAAUAUGAAUCUUCUUUAUCAGGAUCACAAGUACCAAGGGUUCCAUAUGGAGACUAGAGGUCCUCAGAUUAAUCAUCUCAGCUUUGCUGAUAAUAUAAUUAUUUUCACUUUCAGUAGCAGAAAUUCAUUAUAGUUGAUUAUGGAUACAUUAACAUCCCAUGAAGUGGUGUCUGACCAACUCAUUAACAAAGGAAAAAGUCACUUUAUGGUUACUGCUAAAACUCCUUGUGAGAUCAUCACUUUAAUUAAGGAAGUUACUGAUUUCACUCAAAAAGAGAGCUCAAUCACUUAUAUUGGAUGUCCUUUAUACAUAAAGGGACAAAGAAUCAUCUACUAUUCUGAACUGGUGGAUAAGGUGAUCAAAAGGAUCAGUGGUUGGCAAUCAAGAAUUCUCAAUUUUGGAGGCAGAGUUACUUUGAUUAAGCAUGUUCUUCAGUCUAUCCCUAUCCAUACUCACUCUACAAUCUCGCCUCCUAGGACUACUAUUAAAUAUAUCAAGAAUGUUACAAUUGACUUCUUUUGGGGAUGGAAUAAAGGAAGAAAGAAAUAUCAUUGGGCUUCUUGGGAAACUCUCAGUUUUUCCUAUGCAGAAGGUGGUAUAGGAGUUAGGGAACUUUCUGAUAUUUGCACCUCCCUUCAAAUCAAAUAGUGGUGGCUUUUUAGGACUAAAACUUCACUUUGGAGUCAGUUUUUAAAAGCCAAGUAUUGUAGAAGAGCAAACCCUACGGCUAAAAAAUGGCAUACUGGACAAUUCCUUGUGUGAAAAUACAUGACAAAAAACAAGCAUGAUGUGGAAACUCAGAUCAGUUGGAAGGUGAAUUCAAGGACUAGUCAUUUUGGUAGGAUGAUUGGUUAGGGGUUGGUGCUCUUGCUAACUACAACAACAGUUAUAGACUCAACAACACAUAAGUGUCUUACUUCCUAGAGAAUGGUAAUUGGAAUCAGACAACAUGCCCCUCCUAAUCUGAUUCCUCAAAUUCUUCAAACUAGGAUUCAAUUUCAAGAAGGGGUCCCAGAUGAGGCAAUCUGGAAGCUCAAUGAAAAUGACAGAUUUACUUAUUCAUCAUCUUGGGAAUUUACUAGGCGAAAAGGAACCAAGACUACUAUUAACAAAUACUGCCAGCACAAACAUGUCCCCUUCAAGAUGUCCUUCCUACUAUGGAGAGCUUUAAGGUGGAAAUUACCCACAAAUGACAAGAUUACCAGCUUUGGAAGGGAGCCUGCACCAUGUUCUUGCUGCAGCAGAAUUGGUUUGGAUAACAUUUACCACAUAUUUGUAAGUGGUCACUUUGCUAAUCAUAAUUGGGAAUAUUUUUCUGUAUUUUUUGGACUUAGUCAUAGUCACAUCCCUCUGGGGAACUUAUUAAUGGGGUGGUGGACAGUUAACACCAAAAAUGAAGUUCACAAGGUUAUGAUUUAACCAUUUCUCAUUAUUAUAUGUUGGAACCUUUGGAAGAAUAGGUGCUCAGCAAAGUAUGGAGAAAAACAAUCAAGCAGUGUAAGAGUUAAAUAUUUGAUUUACAAAGACACUAUGUACUUACUUAUUAGUGCAUUUCCAUACUUGAAAUGACCAAAUAACUGGAAGGAGUUAGACCAAUAUGAUGGAAAAAUACAGUCAUGAUAUGAAAAUUAGUAUUGUCACCUGGAAAGCCCCUUCUAUUCAUAUCUACAAACUUAACACUGAUGGGAGUGCUUUGAACAACCCUGGAAGGAUAGCAGGUGGUGGAAUCCUAAGAAAUUACCAAGGGGAAAUAAUCUAUGUUUUCUCAAUUCCUUUGAAAGUGGGAACCAACAGUCAGGCAGAAGCCCAGGCAGCAAUUCACGGUCUAUAGUGGUGCAUACAACAUAGAUACAGUAAUGUGCUUUUGGAAGUUGACUCAGAGCUCCUCACCAAAUGGAUCAGCAUGAUCAUCACACCUUCAUGAAAGCUUCAACAAUACAUUAAGGACCUACAGGAUCUCAACAGUCAGUUGGAUUUCUUCUAGUGUCAACACACUUAUAAAGAAGCAAAUGGUACUACAGAUUACUUGGCAAAAUAGAGCCAUAAUUUUGAUAUACCCUAGCACUAUUAUACACACCAUCAGCUACCAGCAGCAGCAAAAGGAAGUUGCAUACCGAAGAAAAUAGGGAUAGAUACAUUCAGGAGGAAAAGAUUGAAGAGAAUUAAGCAACCACCUUGACUUUAUUUGUCAUGGUCCCUGCAUGAUAUGGACCUCCUCUAUAUCACUUUAUUUUCCUACAACCUUUUCAUAUUGACUAUUUCUUAUCCUAGGUAUAACUAUUGUGAAUAGGUUAGCAUAGAUUUAUGGGGAGAGUCUCCUUUAUUUAUGUUUCCUAAAUAUUUGUAUCGAGAGGAGUCCUCUCUUUAGGUGCAUAAUAUUUAGGUUUACUUUUUAUAGUACUAGAAUGAAUUGACUGACUUUAAUAGGUUAGUUGACUUACGAACCACCAUAAGAUUGGAGCUAAAAUUUUAUGUCCCUCUCCUUGUAUAUUUUUUUUAAUCUAUGUUAAGAUUUGGGGGUGCAUGACUUAAUCUCUGACCGCCAUGAGUGAUGAGAUUCUUGAAUUAGAUCCAUUUAAAAAAAUAAAAUUAAACAGCUAAUAAAAAAGAAAAAAGCUGCAAUUGAGAGAGACAGUGCACAUUGCACACAGAAAGAUCUCGUGACUUCAAAAGCUCGUCGCCGAUCUGAAGAAGUCACCGGCGAAUUUCCUCUCGGUGACUGCAACUUCUACUAGCUAAUCAUUUGUCAACUUCGUCGGAGAAAAUGUCGUCAACUUUCAGCGGCGAUGAAACUGCUCCCUUCUUCGGCUUCCUUGGCGCUGCAGCUGCUCUCGUUUUUUCCUGUAUGGGCGCAGCUUAUGGGACAGCAAAGAGCGGAGUGGGAGUGGCAUCGAUGGGAGUAAUGAGGCCGGAGCUUGUGAUGAAGUCAAUUGUGCCAAUAGUUAUGGCUGGAGUGCUAGGUAUAUAUGGUUUGAUUAUUGCAGUGAUCAUAAGUACUGGAAUUAACCCUAAGACCAAAUCUUAUUACCUUUUUGAUGGAUAUGCACACCUUUCUUCUGGUCUGGCUUGCGGUCUCGCUGGGCUUUCCGCUGGAAUGGCUAUUGGAAUUGUUGGUGAUGCUGGUGUUAGGUUGUAACAGGUUAAAUGCUAGAUGGACACAAGAACAUAAAAAAAUCCUCAGAUCUAUUACUGAAAGCAUCAAUAUCAGUGUGUAGAAUGAAUAACUAUGGUAUUGGACAGUUUCCUUUCUUGGUUUGGCAGAAAAUUCAAUGUCUUUGAUACAAGUAUAGGUUAUAUUCAAGUGUAUCCUAGAAGAGAACAUGUAGCCUAAAAUGGAGUCCAGAACCUAUUUGAGCCACAUAGAGACAAAAUUGACACAAGUAUGCCACAUUUUUAGAAUGUAACUAAAAUAGGCUUAGAGGAACUUCUUUUUCGUUUUAUCAAAAUUUUCAAGCAGUAGACUUUAAAUAUGUUAAUGUCUAAAUUUUGAUAUAAAACGGAAAUUUUUCUUCCACUUUAUAAAACGGAAGAAAUUCUUCCACUUUAUAAAGAGGUAGUUUUUCUUCCACUUUAUAAAGUGGAAACUACUUCGUAAGAAAAAUUUACUUUACCAAAAACUUUUCACUUUCUUCUUCACAUUUCAUACUUUACCAAAUAUUUUUGGACGUUUACAGUAAAUGUCGGAACAACAUCCUCCAUGGUCAUCGUGAGACUAAGGUCCGUGGUGGAUGAAGGCCCCAUAGUUUGAAUCUAAAUAUAAAAUUAAAAGUUAAUUUAAUAUAAGCUUAAAAGGCAUUAAUAAAUAAUAAAAACAUAAAAAUAUUUCAAAACAAAUAAAUAAAUAAAAUAAACCUAUGUCACAUCAGGAUCCCCAGUAAAUGUCGGAGCAAACAUCCUCCAUGGUCUUCGUGGGGCUAGGGUCCGCGGUGGAUGAAGGCCCCAUAGUAUGAAUCUAAAAUAAAAUUAAAAGUUAAUUUAAUAUAAACUUAAGGUAUUAAUAAAUAAUAAAAAACAUAAAAAUAUUUGGUAAAGUGUGAAAUGUGAAUAAGAAAGUGAAAAGUUCUAGUAAAGUAAAUUUUUCUUAUAAUGUGGAAGAAAAACUUUUACUUUAUAAGGUGGAAGAAUUUCUUCCGUUUUAUAAAGUGGAAGAAAAACUUUCGUUUUAUAUUAAAUUUAGAUGUUAACAGAUUAACGUCUGCCGUUUGAAAAUUUUGAUAAAAUGGAAAAAAAAGUUUCGCUAAGCCUAUUUUAGUUACAUUUUUAAAAUGUGGCUCACUUGUGUCAAUUAUAUCUCUUUGUGGCUCAAAUAGGUUCCGGACUCCCUAAAAUGCCCUUGUACCCUUGUGUCCCAAUGUUGAGAAUUUUGAAGCAUCAUUGAAUGUGUAUGCAUGUGGACAUUCGUCAAGGAAGUGCUAUGUUUUUCUUACUCUGACUGGCACUGCAGCUUUGAGCUAAACCAAUGCUGAGAACUCCCAAAUUGAUGCAUUUUAUGAUUUUCUUUUUUUUUUUGCUUUUUUGUGACUAAUUUUAUGCUUUAUUUUUUUGGUUCCAUGGGGAUCUGAUGCUCCUUGAGUUUGCAUAUGUUUUUACUCUAUGUAUUUACCUUUUGAUAUCAAUAAAUCAAUCAGCUAGGUCUUAAUUCCAAAUAGUUGGGGCCAGCUAUAGGAAUCCUUUGUAUCCAUUCUGCUCUAUUUGGACCAAUGUUGUAAUAUUUAGUAGAUGAAGUAAAAUGGGGAGGGGGUGAGAGAUGCAGGAGUUUUGGUUGACUAGCAUUGCUCCAUUGGAUGCAUUUGUGUUUUACUAUAUCCACAGAUGGCUUAGGCCUAAAAUACAGAAUAAAGGUUAGGCUCAUGAAGAAACCAGUGAAGAUUUUGCUACCCUCGAAGGAUUUGUCAGCCUUGCUUCUGUUGCGUAUGUAAUAACCCAGUUCUUAGUAAGUGAUUUAUCAGACAAAUAUUGUAUCCACAAAAUUCCUGACUUACAGAAGUAAUGUGGUCACACUACAUUAGUGUAACAUGGUAACUGAAUCUAGUUACGUAUACAAAGAUGAAAAUCUUCAAUUACAUACUUUAACCUUCCACUGAUUCGUUGGUUGAGAAUAUUGUAAGUUGAGGCAUGAGCAGUUGAGUUAUUUACUUUUCUUGUGGUUAUGAAUUGAGAUCUUGGGUUGUUUUGUACUUUGAGCAAUGCAUUGUGAAAACGUCUUUCGGUAUUUGCUUAACUUCUAAUAUUACGUGAACAGAACAAUUUUCCAGAAAACAAAUAUCUGGGAUUUUCACUUUCAAAAGAAAAAAUCACACUUGGAUUUUCAUAGUAUUGAAUUCAUGAAUCAUUUCCGGUGUAAGCUUUUACUGGAAAAAUCAAUGAGAUUUUUAAGAGAUGUCUUAGAGCCCGUUUGGAUGGGCUUAAAAAAAGUAACGUUUAUGUAUGAAGUGCUUUUAGAACUUUUCAGUGCUGAAAGUUAUUUUUAUAGAUAAGCAGUUGAGUGUUUGGAUAAAAGUGUUUAUGCUGAAAAUAAGAAUUUGAUGUGUUUGGCAAAUGUGAAUUUUAGGGCUAAAGAGGGUACUUUAGGAAUUAAAAUAAAAUAUAAGGGAUAUAAAAGUAAUUUCUAUGGUCAAAGAAAAUGACUUUUAAGCCCUCCAAAAAAAAGUUAGGAUUUUCAACUUUUCAUUUUUGGGUGGCUUUAAGAACUUUAUGGCUUAAAUUUAACAUUUUAAGUUGGUAGCCAAACACCACAAUAAGCUAAAAAGGGCUUAUAAGUUGGUUUGACCAACUUAUAAGUCCAUCCAAAUGGGCUCUUACUCUAUGUAUUUCCUUUCAAGAAGUUAAAGGUUAAGUUGCUUCUAAAUAUAAAAAAGUGUCAUUCUUCUGGAAACAUGCUAAAAAGACGAUGUAAAAAAGAGUGUCACAUAAAAGGGAACAAUGGGCACUAAAUAAUCUAUUCCUUUUGGGGUCGUUUGGUUUGUAAACAAGUUAUACUAGGAUUAUAAUAUGAGGAUUAAAUAAUGAUGGGAUUCUUUAGGGGUCGUUUGGUAGGGUGUGUAAGAAUAGUGUUGAAUAUGAUGUAUUAGUAAUGCUUGUAAUAGUUAUACUGAGAUUAUUUCUUAUGUUUUAUUUGGUUUGGUGUUUUAUUUGGUUUGGUGUAUUAAAAAUAACAUGCAUUGCAUAAUUUUUAAAACAAAAAUAUUUGUUUACAAAAAUACCCUAUACAAAUAUGGUUGAAGGGAUGUGGAAAAGGUUUUGAGGGAUAAUUGUGUCUUUAAUUAUGCUAUUGAAUGCAUUAAAAUCCUUUGCAUUACUAAUACCAUGGAAAUUCAUGUAUUAGUUAUACAUACCUUAAUACCAAAUAGAGUGUAUAAUUAAUGCUUGCAUUAUUUAUACAUAGGUUGAAAAAGUGUACCAAAGUUACUAGUAAUACACAAAGUUAAUGCAUGCAUUUUUUUUUGUCGUUUGGUAGAGUGCAUUGGCAAAAAUAAUGCAUGCAUUAAUUUGGUGUAUUAGUAGUACCUUGUUUGGUACACUUUUUCAUGCUAUGUAUAACUAAUGAUUGUUUAUUAAGGUGUGUAUUACUAAUAUCGUGGAUUUCUAGGUAUUAGUAAUGCAAUGAGAUUUAAUGCAUGCAUUAGCAUGAAUAAAGACCCAACUAUCCCUCAAAAUCUUUUUUUACAUCUUUUCCACCACAUUUGUUUAGGAUAUCUUUGUAAAUAAAUAUUUUUGAAAAAAAUUAUGCAAUGCAUGCUAUUUUUUAUACACCAAACCAAACAAUGCAUAAGAAAUAAUUAUGCAAGCAUAACUAAUGCAAACAUUACUAAUGUAAGCAUUAUUUAGCAUUAUUCUUAUACACUCUACCAAACAACCCCAUAGUGAAUAUACUUAUAUUGAUAGAAUCUACAAUAGGGGACAAGAUAGAGAGAAGAAGUGGCUGGUGAGAUAAAAAGAACAAAUUUGUGUGAUAUUUCAGAAUUUUCAAGUAAAAAAGGAAAUAUGUAUCCAUUUCAAUCAGUCAUAAAUGCAUCUAGAGAAAAUAAGAAAGCAAAGGAGGGGGUUGGAUACUUAGAAUCUCAACAAGUUUCCUAUAUCAGUCCGUAUUAAUAAAUGUGAGAUUACGACAUGUCAUAGGGAUAGAGAAAAUUGUUUGUUCUAAUGUCACAGCUGGUGGAGGAGCAGCCAUCUGACGGUGUUUCUGGCCAUCGAUGCGUGGUUUGUUUCACCACUCUCCCCUACAGAGGUCUCCACCACCAUCUUUUCACCACCUCCGUACUGGACAGUGGACUCCCACCCUAGUUCCUUCUGCCCCAUCUGCUUCGAUGUCUUCCUCCACAACCCUCCGUCUCCUAUGCAAAAAAUGCACCUCUAUCUCACACCUCUCUUGCGUCCCUGAUGCUACUUCCCCCUCCCCUGAUUACUUGUGCCCUCCCUGUUCUGACCCUAAUUUCACUUUCGUCUAUGUUACUCCAAUCAUGCUAAUAUACCAUUGAAAUCAACCCCAUUUGGCUAAACAGUUGGUUGCCGCUGCUACCAUUGUUUCUGAGUGUAUCCACAAUGCCGCCGUUAUGGCCAGGAAUAACAUUGAGAUUAGGGUCAAGGAAGCUCUGUUAGCUAAGGCUGAAGCU